AUGGAGAGUAGAAGAAUCAGUUCGAACGUCGAACUUUUGCGCAGGCAGACCAAUCCUCUACCAACCCCUGGCCAGCGAAAUGUACUGGUGACGAGCGCCCUCCCUUACGUCAACAAUGUCCCCCAUCUAGGUAAUAUCAUUGGCAGUGUUCUUAGCGCAGACGUCUUUAGUCGAUAUAACAAAGCCCGGAACCGUACUACCCUGUAUGUUAGUGGAACAGACGAGUACGGAACCGCGGCCGAGACGAGAGCAUUGCAGGAGGGCGUCACGCCUCAGGAGCUCUGCGACAAGUAUCAUAGCCUUCACCGUCAGAUAUAUGAUUGGUUCGAUAUCGACUUCGACUAUUUUGGCCGCACUGCUACCCCGAAGCAGACUGAGAUCUCGCAACAUAUCUUUACCAGCCUUCAUCGCAAUAGCCUUCUCGAGGAGCAGGCGGCACUGCAACCCUACUGUCCGGAACACAAUGCAUUCCUUGCCGAUAGGUUCAUUGAAGGAACUUGCCCACGUUGUCAGUAUGAAGAUGCGAGAGGGGAUCAGUGCGAUAAGUGUGGCAAUCUCCUCAGCGCAUUGGAGUUGGUCAACCCGCGUUGCAAGCUCGAUGGCGCUGCCCCCGCUCCAAGGGAGACAAGACACCAGUAUCUACGCUUAGACAAGCUUGAGGAGCGAGUCGCGAACUGGUUUUCUGCAUCGGUCAAGGCUGGAGGCUGGUCCAAAAAUGGUGCUCGUAUAACAGAGACGUUGCUGAAAGAAGGCUUGAUUCCCCGCCCCAUCACACGAGACCUCAAAUGGGGAACCCCAGUACCUCUUCCGGGAUACGAGAGCAAGGUACUCUACGUCUGGUUUGACGCGUGCAUUGGAUACAUAUCCAUUACAGCUAGUCACACCCCUGAUUGGGAACUUUGGUGGAGAAGUCCUGACGAGGUGAAGCUGUAUCAGUUCAUGGGUAAGGAUAACGUUCCUUUCCAUUCCAUCGUUUUUCCAUCGACUCUUAUUGGAACCGGGGAGACAUGGACCAAGUGUCACUACCUCGACGCGACAGACUACCUCAACUAUGAGGAUGGCAAGUUCUCCAAGUCACGGGGCAUUGGAGUCUUUGGCAACGAUGCCGCGGCUACUGGUCUAAGUGCCUCUGUGUGGAGAUGCUAUCUUCUCUCAACUCGUCCGGAAACUGGCGACACACGAUUUGAUUGGACAUCGUUUAUGUUCAAGAACAACUCGGAACUCUUGUCCAAUCUCGGUAACUUGGCCAACCGCUUGAUCAAGUUCACCAUCAAGCACUUCAACGGUCGUGUCCCGGAUUAUCCACCCGAAAUCAACAACGAAUCUUUCUCGUCUCUGAGCCAAGAUGUCAACCAGCUCCUGGCCAAAUACCUCGACAGUAUGGAAGCUGUGCGCCUACGUUCUGGUUUAGAAAUAGCAAUGGGCAUUUCAACCCGUGGCAAUCAAUACCUCACUGAGAAUGCUUUUGGCUCGGCAUUAGUGGCUGAUGACUUCGAUCGAGCUGCUUCUGUGGUAGCCCAUGGGCUCAAUCUUGUGUACCUUCUUUCUGCAUUGAUCUACCCAUAUAUGCCCUCUACAGCCGCAGAUAUCACGGCUCAACUCAAUGCACCCCUACGUGCUAUCCCCGAGCAGUGGAAUGGCCAGGACUUACUUCCGGGGCACCAGAUUGGCGAACCCAGACACCUCUUCCGGAAAAUUGAUAAGAAGCAGAUUGAGGAAUGGCGCCAACGCUUUGGUGGAACUGCCGAACUCUCUGGCAACAACAGCAUCCCAGGCAACGCCAACUCAGCGAAGGUGAGGCAGCAGCAGAAAGAGCCAAAGGGAGGUCCAGGAGAAGCCAUGAGGUCUUUUUUGCCAGGGAUGAUUGAUCUGAGAGUCGGCAAAAUAUUACGUGCAGUUGAACAUCCAAAUGCUGACUCUCUAUACGUUUCGACCAUUAACUGUGGCGAUCUCCCUGGUACAGCCAACACAGCCUGGGAUGAGGAGUAUGGAACCACAGUGCGGACUGUCUGCUCUGGUCUGAACGGGAAGAUUCCACUUGUCGACCUCCAAGGACGACCAGUCGUGGUCGUGGCCAACCUGAAGCCUGUCAACAUGAGAGGCGUCAGGUCAGCAGCAAUGCUUCUGGCCGCCGAGCCUCGAGAUAGCCGUGAUGGAGGGUCCUGCAUCGAGCUAGUUGAACCACCUACUGAUGCUAGGACCGGGGAGCGAUUGCAUUUCGAAGGAUGGGAGAGCUGCACGCCUGACCCAGUGUUGAAGCCUAAGGAAAAGCUUUGGGAUAUCUUGCAAGUGGCACUAUCGACUAAUUCUAAGCGAGAGGUCGUCAUCCUUUCGGACAAGAUUAUUGCAAACGUGGCACCUUCAUCUUUCAACGGAGUGUCAGGGUCAAGCGACAGUAGAUUGGUGAGCAACAAUGGUUUGUCCUGCUCCGUCACGAGCUUAGACCACGCCAUUGUGAGGUAA
Molecule: messenger RNA, 2463 nt
Organism: Fusarium proliferatum ET1
Lineage: Eukaryota; Fungi; Ascomycota; Sordariomycetes; Hypocreales; Nectriaceae
Exons: 1
Coding region: 1-2463 (820 amino acids)
Biological process (GO): methionyl-tRNA aminoacylation
Cellular component (GO): aminoacyl-tRNA synthetase multienzyme complex; cytosol
Molecular function (GO): tRNA binding; methionine-tRNA ligase activity; ATP binding
Source: RefSeq, a predicted model, not a curated record